Racocetra fulgida is the source of this 1521-nucleotide messenger RNA. The record is from the annotation of a GenBank genome assembly. Lineage: Eukaryota; Fungi; Glomeromycota; Glomeromycetes; Diversisporales; Gigasporaceae.
AUGCCUGAUCACCAAUGUCACCAAUGUUAUGAUGAACUUGCUACUUGGAUCACAAUCAAGAUUCAUAAACCUUUCCGUGUUGAAUUCAAAACUAAUAAAGACUGGGCUGAUGAAGUUGAACAAGAACUCUUCGUUAAUAAAAGAGUCAAGAAAAGUUUUGAUUCAUAUCAAGCUGCCUCACAACAAAUUCAUCCCAAUUCACAAAUUGAAAGAUGUCGUGAAUGUGAAAAAUAUGUAGAUAAAUAUUAUACCGGAAUGUAUUUCAAAAUGAAUGGAGAAAAAGUAACCGCCUGUGAUAAUUGUAUCAGAGAAAAACAACUGAAUCUACCUGCCUGCUCACAAUGUGGUGAACGUAAUGAAUCCAGAGAAAUGUUUAUUACUGGAAGUUAUCAAAAACAAUACUUCUGCACUUAUGAACAUCAAUGUGUUUAUUGGUUUAAUCAUGGAGGAUGGAGAAAGAAUAUCAAAACCAUUAACAAGCUUAGAGAUCGAGGAACACUAUUGGAAGUUUAUGAUGAAUGUGAUGAAAUUGGCAAAGCAAUAUUAUCUCGCUUUAUGUAUGAAGAUGACUAUGUUCAAGAAAUCAUCUAUGAGGGUUCUGUAGAAGCCUCUGCUGCUGAAAUAUUUCAAUACAUUUAUCAACAACUCAGUCCUAACCGAAGACAACAGCUUGCUCGCUUAGAUUAUAUUAAUGUGAAACUCUGUCAAGAAUGCUUAAUUCCUUGUGACAAUGAUAAAUGCGAUGAUUGUGUACAAUCUGAACAUACAGUAAAGAUAGAUAAAGGAAAACGUCCUAUGAUUUUGGAACCAAUCCCAGAAGAAGCAGUAACCAAUGAACUAAUUGAAGAAAUCAACUUCACUCCUAUAUCAACUCAGCCUCCUCAACUCGAAUUGAAUGAAAUACAUGAAAGAUUCAAUGUUAUUUAUCAAGCUCUUAAUGAACUUUCACAACAGUUUAACAAUUAUUUAAAGGAUGCCCCUGUGGAACAAAAUACUAGUUACUACGCAGUUAAAGUUUAUAAUGAUCAAGAUAAAGGAAAAUUGCCAGAAAAAGCACAUCCUACUGAUGCUGGAUAUGAUGUUUACUAUACUGGAAAAGAAGCAAUUAGAAUUCCCUCACAUCGAGUCAUAUUAGUAGAUAUAUACAUUGCCAUAGAAAUUCCUGUAGGAGUUGUAUGUCAAGUGAUGUCUCGCUCAUCUCUCGCAAAACAAGGAAUCAAUGUUAAAGGUGGAACUAUUGACUCAGGAUAUACUGGAAAUAUCAGUAUCAUCAUUCAAAAUGAUUCUGAAGAAGAUUAUAUUAUUGAACCAGAUCAGAAAAUUGCUCAACUCGUAUUUCUUCAACUUGCACCUAUUGAUCAACUUAAACCAGUUUCUACUAGAGAAGAACUUGGACAAUCUAGCCGAGGAACAGCUGGAUUUGGAUCUACUGACUAUCAAGAAGCCUAUACCUAUUUCUUGGAACAAGAACAUGAAGAAAAAGUUAUUGAACAACGAAAAUUAACUGCUGAACAAGAAUGA